GUUAGUAACUGGCGGCCAUCUAAAAGCAGAAGUCUUCUCAGGCGGAGUCUUUUGCAGUGAACCUAAGAAACCACACUUCGUCUCAACUUUGUGACCAUGCCUGAGCCAGCCAAAACCGCGCCCAAGAAGGGCUCCAAGAAAGCCGUCGCCAAGAGCGUCAGCAAGUCCGGCAAGAAAAGGAGAAGGACCAGGAAGGAGAGUUAUGCCAUCUACGUGUACAAGGUGUUGAAGCAAGUCCACCCCGAUACUGGUAUCUCCUCCAAGGCCAUGAGCAUCAUGAAUUCGUUCGUCAACGACAUCUUCGAGCGGAUCGCAUCUGAGGCCUCCCGCCUGGCUCACUACAAUAAGCGUUCCACCAUCAGCUCCAGGGAGAUCCAGACCGCUGUGCGUCUUCUGCUGCCCGGAGAACUGGCUAAGCACGCCGUGUCUGAGGGCACAAAAGCCGUCACCAAGUACACCAGCUCGAAGUAAAGUGCUUCGUUAGCAUCGCGACCCAACGGCUCUUUUAAGAGCCACACACUUUAUCUCAAAGAGUACUUUUCUUGGAUAACUAUAACGUUAUCAGAUACAUGCAAUUCAUACAAAACCAAUGCUUUAUAUUGGAAUAUCUUCGAAAUUAGUUGAAUCAAAUUUAAAUUUUCUCAUUACAGUCUUUGGUAAACUUUUAUGUUCAGAAAUUAAAUUACUGCGGAGCCACAGACAUAACAUGGAGGGGGGAAAUUGAGCUCCUGCGUAUGAAACUGUGCGGGCGAAAUAGUGCGCAUGUUUAUAGACUUGUACUAAAUUCAUUUGGCAUUAGUGUUAUAAGAAGUGUGGUCACUGUAAAAACUGCGUUAACCCUGUUGUCAUUAAUGAAACAAGACACAUGAUUCAAGAACC
This is a messenger RNA of Corythoichthys intestinalis (scribbled pipefish), 879 nucleotides long. RefSeq names its product histone H2B 1/2-like. The coding region runs from base 97 to 471 and encodes 124 amino acids. The record is from RefSeq and is a predicted model, not a curated record. Gene Ontology annotation, molecular function: structural constituent of chromatin; protein heterodimerization activity; DNA binding. The transcript has 2 exons. NCBI's taxonomy places the organism in Eukaryota, Metazoa, Chordata, Actinopteri, Syngnathiformes, Syngnathidae. Gene Ontology annotation, cellular component: nucleosome.